AUGGUGUAUUUUCAGGGACCACGCUGUGUUGAUCGCAGUACAGCAGCUGACUUUUGUGAAGACCACGGUGGUAUUUUGCCGACAAUCAAAACCGACGAAGAAUCGGCGGAUGCGCUUCGUCAUUCUGAAAAUGGCUUUUGGUUAGGUGUUGAAAGAAUUGGAUCACGUCUUACUUGGUUGGAUGGACUGAAUUCCAGUGCCUCACUGUUUGUCGGGCCAAAGAAAGAUAGUGGUAAUUUUGCUGUAAUGACAACAAAUGGUCACUGGAGGGUAGUAGAACAUGAAAAUGAAACUUGUGGAAAACCUGUAUGCUUCAUGAGAGACGUGGUUACUUCUACGAAGUGUCCUUGGUAUUCUGAAGAGGAAAACUAUAACAUUUAUGAUUCUGUAGUGGUCAGCGAGAGUAAUGGAAAGUGGUAUUACUGUUUGAUUGAUGUCGGUACAAAAGAUGGCAAAACUACUACAUUGGCUUCCUCGCAAAAGUACUGCCAUAAUGCUUUCAAAGGUCGCCUUUUAUCCUUUCCUCCAAUAAGGGAGUACAUUUUCUUACACGGACAUUUUUACAGUUCAAUUAAACGUGGAAAACCUCGUGUUACACUCGGUCCAGUGGAGAAGGAGCUUGUGCAGCAUCUAGCGGAUGCUAAUAUAAACACUUUAACAAUGGCCCACCUUGCUGAUACGUUUUUUGUUGCUAUGGAAUCAAAAACAGACAUCAAAUAUCUGUGCCGCCCACUGUGGACCUAUCUUGAUGGAGUUUGCUACAAAAAAGGUACAAAGAAGUUAACUUACUCACAGAGCUCGGAGUAUUGCAGAACAAUGGAGAGAUCUCGAUUAGCCACACUGUAUGAUGAUAAUUCUUUAGUCAAAUUUCUUGACAUUCCCAACGAUAAGAGACAAAACUACUGGAUUGGGCUUGAUUACCAAGAUAAUAAUUAUUUUUGGGGAAACGGACGUCAGUACACUCUAAAAUCACUUAAAAAGCCUCAACCGAAUUUCCGCGUGGCAAUAACACCUGAUGGUUUCGAACUUUUUCAUGAAACUUCAAAGUUUCUUCCUAUUUGCGAGUAUAAAAGCUCAAUAUUAUUAACGGACUCAGGAACAGUUCGAAGAUUUGCGUGCAAGAAAUAUUUUAAACCAGUAGAGGAACUUUCAAACGAAUCUUUUACUGGUUUGGAGACUCGAUCGCUAAGGGGACAGGCUCACUACGGUUAG
This is a messenger RNA of Enterobius vermicularis (human pinworm), 1212 nucleotides long. The record is from the annotation of a GenBank genome assembly. Lineage: Eukaryota; Metazoa; Nematoda; Chromadorea; Rhabditida; Oxyuridae.